AUGUCUGAAUAUACCGCUCCCGGUGCCCCCGGCACCUCCAACAAUGGACCCAUGAACGGCUCGUCCGAGUCAAACUUCCCCGCCGGCGGAGGCAUGCCUGCCACUAGCGACGCUGCGAAGACGCUCUGGAUGGGUGAGAUGGAGGGUUGGAUGGACGAGUCUUUCAUCAAGAAUGUCUUUUCCACCUGCCUCGGCGAGACCGUCCAGGUCAAGGUGAUUCGCGACCGCAACUCUGGUAAUGCCGGAUACUGCUUCAUCGAAUUUAACACUCCCGAGGGUGCCCAGAAGGCACUGACCUUGAAUGGAACCCAAGUGCCCAACUCGGCACGCGCUUUCAAGUUGAAUUGGGCUUCCGGAGGAGGCUUGGUUGACCGCCGCGAUGACCGUGGUCCCGAGUAUUCCAUCUUCGUUGGCGAUUUGGGCCCAGAGGUUAACGAGUUUGUCCUCGUCUCGCUGUUCCAGUCUCGCUUCCCCUCGUGCAAAUCAGCCAAGAUCAUGACGGACGCUAUGACCGGACAGUCGCGUGGAUAUGGCUUUGUGCGCUUUGCGGAGGAGUCUGACCAGCAACGCGCCCUUGUCGAGAUGCAGGGCGUUUACUGUGGAAACCGUCCCAUGCGCAUUUCGACUGCGACCCCCAAGACCCGGUCGCAUCAAUAUGGUCACGGCGGUCAGGGCGGCAACCAAGCGAUGCCCCCUGUUGCCGGCAACCCUGCCGGUCCCAUAGGCUGGGGCGUGCCUCAAUACUAUAACCAGGGAACCUUCAACCCCAUGCAGCCGAUGAACCAGUUCACGGACCCAAACAACACGACCGUCUUUGUUGGCGGUCUCUCGGGCUACGUGACUGAGGACGAGCUUAGAUCCUUCUUCCAGGGGUUUGGGGAAAUAACAUAUGUCAAAAUUCCUCCCGGCAAGGGCUGCGGCUUCGUUCAGUUUGUCCACCGCCAUGCCGCCGAGAUGGCCAUCAACCAGAUGCAGGGAUAUCCCAUCGGCAACUCGCGUGUCCGCCUGUCCUGGGGCCGAUCCCAGAACAACUCGGGUGUUGGCACCCCCUAUCGUCCGGCCCCUCCCCCGCCGCACUAUAUGAACGUGAACAUGGCUCCUCCUCACAGCCAGGGACCUCCGGGUCCUUACGGACCCCAGCACUUCGGUGGUAACCCGCCCCAGGGCCCCCCUCCUGGCGGCAUGCAGUCAGAGAAGCAGAAGAAAUCGGGGCGGAAAGGGUCAGUCGAAAAAAGACAAGGCUAA
This is a messenger RNA of Lasiosphaeria miniovina, 1245 nucleotides long. RefSeq lists its product as uncharacterized. The transcript is spliced from 6 exons. Gene Ontology annotation, molecular function: mRNA binding. Lineage: Eukaryota; Fungi; Ascomycota; Sordariomycetes; Sordariales; Lasiosphaeriaceae. Gene Ontology annotation, cellular component: cytosol. The record is from RefSeq and is a predicted model, not a curated record. Bases 1 to 1245 code for a protein of 414 amino acids. Gene Ontology annotation, biological process: mRNA splice site recognition.